ACUUUCUCUCUCUUCUUUCUCUCUCCUCUCCUUGUAAUUCUUGUCUCCUCCUUCUCCCAUGGUUCAACCCCUCACAACAUGGUUCAAGAAACAUGCAAGAAAUGUGCAGCCACCACUCCAAAUCUCAGCUACGCCUUCUGUGUUUCGUCUUUAGAAUCCGAUGAUCGGAGCCGCUCGGCAAAUCUCCACAGACUUGGGCUCAUCUCCAUGGAUCUACUGCGCCACAACUUAACCAGCACACGACGUGAAGUCAAGAAGCUUUUGAGGAACAAGACAUUGGAUGGGUUCGUUAAGGCGCGUUUAGAUGAUUGUUUGGAGCUUUAUUCUGAUGCGAUUCCGACGCUAAAAGAAUGUAAAAGGGAGUAUAAACAGAAGCGUUUUAAUGAUGCAAAUGUGAAGGUUAGUUCAAUCAUGGAAGCUCCUUCAACUUGUGAAGAUGGGUUUCAUGAAAAACAAGGCGUGGUUUCACCGUUGACUAAGAAUAAUAAGAAUGUUUUUCAGUUAGCUGCGUUGACUCUCUCCAUCGUCAACAUGAACAUGCAUCUUCAAUGAAAUUUUAUGUUAUUCCUCUCUUAAAUAUAUGUGUAAGUUUGAACUUUUGAUUCGUAUCUAUUAAGUCUUUCGUUCCUUGGAUUAU
Messenger RNA from Cucurbita pepo subsp. pepo (vegetable marrow), 637 nucleotides. Its product is annotated as putative invertase inhibitor. NCBI's taxonomy places the organism in Eukaryota, Viridiplantae, Streptophyta, Magnoliopsida, Cucurbitales, Cucurbitaceae. The record is from RefSeq and is a predicted model, not a curated record. Gene Ontology annotation, molecular function: enzyme inhibitor activity.